Molecule: messenger RNA, 992 nt
Organism: Boeremia exigua
Lineage: Eukaryota; Fungi; Ascomycota; Dothideomycetes; Pleosporales; Didymellaceae
Product: AhpC/TSA family protein-like protein
Exons: 3
Coding region: 434-937 (167 amino acids)
Biological process (GO): cellular response to oxidative stress; cell redox homeostasis; hydrogen peroxide catabolic process
Cellular component (GO): peroxisome; mitochondrion; cytoplasm
Molecular function (GO): thioredoxin peroxidase activity
Source: RefSeq, a predicted model, not a curated record
GUACAACCUUGGUUAUGCACGCGCUCUAAGGUUGCACGCAAACACUCUCAAAGCUUACAAUAACUUUCACCUACAGCUGCAUAAAUGAAUUCCGCGACACCCGAAGUGCUAGGACGAGGGUCCAGCGAACGGCGGACCGUGCCAGACCAAGCUGAACUGGCCCGACUCGAACUCACGAACGCUCGCGUCGAGACAUGAAUGCUUACAAAACGUGAAGCUCGUUGCGGAGACGCUGUUGAUAGGACAAAAGUAUUUGUCAAGAAGCCUGCCACGCAGGUACCCAUCCACAUGGACCUAGCUCGUCAUUCGGCCUGCCCCACCCGAGGCUUGAGCGACAGCUUAAACAGCUGCCCCUCCAACUGGGGACUUCUCUCAAUUCACCGCAAUACCUCGCAAUCUCUAUCUCAUACCUCAAUUUUACACCUAAAUUACAAUGCCUCCUCUCAAGGUCGGUGAUUCUCUGCCUGAAGGCGUCAAGUUUGAAUGGGCACCCAUCACUGACGCUGACCCCACCGCCUGCGGCCGUCCCCAAGAGUACGAUGCUUCAAAGGAAUGGGCUGGCAAGAAGGUCGUCCUCGUUUCGGUCCCUGGCGCGUUCACGCCCGGCUGCCAGGCUUUCCACCUUCCUCCCUACAUCCAGAAGCUGGGCGAGCUGAAGAGCAAGGGCGUUGACGUUGUUGCUGUCAUCGCAUCCAACGACGCGUGGGUCAUGAACGCUUGGGGCAAGGUCAACGGUGUCAAGGGCGACGACAUCCUCUUCUUCAGCGACACCAAGAGCUUCUUCUCCAAGAACCACGGCUGGGCUGCCGGUAUGGGCGACAGGAACGGCCGCUGGGCUAUGGUCUUCGACAACGGCAAGGUCAUCUACGCCGAGAACGAGAGCAACCCUGGCCAGGUCACCGUCUCUGGCGCCGAGGAGGUUCUCGCCAAGUUGUAAAAAGCCCAAUGAAGGCUUUGCAACGUCUCAUAAAUCAAUAGACUUGAAUGCACAC